UGAAUAUGUUGACAGUCAACAUGUUACUGAGUGUCUUCUUUCUUCCAGGUGCUUUGGCUGAUUGUUCUGAAAAAUCAGACCUCUUCAUCACUGCACCGCUGAAGAUGGAAGCACUGAGUGGAUCUUGUUUGCAAAUCCCGUGUAACUUUAGAGGUAGAUCAGAAGGACAAUUUUAUGGUGGAACAGCCAUUGGUGUGUGGAUUAAAAAUGACCACGAUUUUGGCUCCUAUCCAGAAAAUGUGAUUUUCAGAAGUGAUCAGACUGAUAACCCCUAUCCAAUGAACAUUACUGGAAACCUGAAAGAGAAAAACUGCACCACUCUAUUUUCCAAUUUAAACACAACAUAUACAGACAUAUACUACUUCAGAAUUGAGAACGGGCCACCCAAGGCAACAGCUAUUUGUGAUCCUCUUAAUAUAACAGUCACAGAUUCUCCUCCGAUCCCAACAAUUGAAAUCUCAGGUGAGCUGAAGGAGAAGGAGUCUGUCACUAUAACCUGCUCAGCUUUCACUCCCUGUCCACACUCCCCUCCUAAACUCACCUGGAAUCUCCAACAAGACGCUCACAACACAAUAGAGGAGAACACAGAUCGAACCUUUACCACUAAAAUCCAGAAGACCAUCACUCUGUCUGACAAGGAUGAUGGAUACACCAUCACCUGUUCUUCCAUCUACUCUGUGAAUGAAGGACACAAUAAGUCAGCAGAGGGAAAAGAGACUCUCAAUGUUUCAUAUGCUCCUAAAGACACCUCAGCAAUGAUCAGUCCAUCAGGUUUGGUGUCACCAGGUAGCUUGGUGAACCUGACCUGCUCCAGCAGAGCCAAGCCUGCCGCCAACUUCAGCUGGUUCAAGACCAACAAAGAUGAACACAUGAAAGUAUCUGAAGGAGACUUCUACAGCUUCAAUGUGACAGAUGGAGGAGUUUAUUACUGUUUGGCCACAAAUGAUUUUGGUAAUCAGUCGUCAUCACAGAUCCAUCUGAUUAUUAAAGAUUCUCCUCCAAGCCCAACAAUUGAAAUCUCAGGUGAGCUGAAGGAGAAGGAGUCUGUCACUAUAACCUGCUCAGCUUUCACUCCCUGUCCACACUCCCCUCCUAAACUCACCUGGAAUCUCCAACAAGACGCUCACAACACAAUAGAGGAGAACACAGAUCGAACCUUUACCACUAAAAUCCAGAAGACCAUCACUCUGUCUGACAAGCACGAUGGAUACACCAUCACCUGUUCUUCCAUCUACUCUGUGAAUGAAGGACACAAUGUUAAGUCAGCAGAGGGAAAAGAGACUCUCAAUGUUUCAUAUGCUCCUAAAAACACCUCAGCAAUGAUCAGUCCAUCAGGUUUGGUGUCACCAGGUAGCUGGGUGAACCUGACCUGCUCCAGCAGAGCCAAGCCUGCCGCCAACUUCACCUGGUUCAAGAUCAACACAGAUGGACUCAUGAAAGUAUCUGAAGGAGACUUUUACAGCUUCAAUGUGACAGGUGGAGGAGUUUAUUACUGUGUGGCCUCAAAUAAUGUUGGUACUCAGUCAUCAUCACAGAUCCAUCUGAUUAUUAAAGGUAAAUGCAGAACUGUACUGUGUCCAAUAGUGGGAAUUUGGAAAGUUAAAUACAAUAUUUACGGACAAAAUGGUUGUGGAUAG
Molecule: messenger RNA, 1637 nt
Organism: Scomber japonicus (chub mackerel)
Lineage: Eukaryota; Metazoa; Chordata; Actinopteri; Scombriformes; Scombridae
Product: vascular cell adhesion protein 1-like
Exons: 6
Coding region: 6-1637 (543 amino acids)
Source: RefSeq, a predicted model, not a curated record